GCAGCCUGUGCAGAGCAGAGCAGAGAAGCCGAGAGCCCGGCUGUACCGCCCCCUAGGGCCCCAUCAGAGGUGACUGUAGAGGAACCCCAACAUUCACCGGUGGUAGAAGAAGAAUCCGGGAUCCUGGCACCAAAUUCCGGCCUCCUGCAGGUCACAGAAAGAAGACAGCCUCUGAGCAGCGUCUCGUCCCUUGAAGUGCACUUUGAUCUCCUGGACCUGACGGAACUCACAGAUAUGUCAGAUCAGGAACUGGCCGAAGUGUUCGCCGACUCGGACGAUGAAAACCCGCACAACGAGCCGCCACCACCAUUGCCUCCUCUGCCACGUGCCGGGUAUCUACGCUCUCCAUCCUGGACCCGAUCGCGAGCAGAGAGGGAGAAGAAGCAUCUCAGUGAUUCAGAACUGCAAGGAGGCCUGCUGGACACGUUCCUUGCUGUAGAGAGAUCCAAAGAGAAUUAG
Staurois parvus is the source of this 459-nucleotide messenger RNA. NCBI's taxonomy places the organism in Eukaryota, Metazoa, Chordata, Amphibia, Anura, Ranidae. The record is from the annotation of a GenBank genome assembly.